Molecule: messenger RNA, 1271 nt
Organism: Folsomia candida
Lineage: Eukaryota; Metazoa; Arthropoda; Collembola; Entomobryomorpha; Isotomidae
Exons: 2
Coding region: 51-1271 (406 amino acids)
Source: RefSeq, a predicted model, not a curated record
CAUGGGCUUAUGGCUCAUUUGGCUACGGAUUUUCCAAUCAACUCUGCAACAUGAAGGUGGAUCCGUUUGAGAAUAUUUGUCAUUCCAUGUUCCCUAGAAUCAAGUUGAGUCCGAGUGACCUCGUUGACAACAAAGUUAAUACGAGAAUCCCAAAAACAUUGAGAUUGGUCACUUUGCACUCUUUGCUACUGCGAAAAUCUCGGCGACACCCGUCCCUCGAGUCCACCAAGGCUGGAAUCCAACUCAGGAAAUCUCACUUAAGCAGAAAUAAAAGGCCCAGCGAUGGUGUAAGUGGGACUGAUUACGAAGCAAAAACCUUGGUUUUCAGACGGGUAAAAUUCUGUCGAGGAACACCAAUUCAUGUCUCUUUGAAUUUGGAUAUUCACCAAAAAUUUAUGGAGGACGACUUCAACACGGCGUAUGGAGAGUACAUUUGCCUACGAAAUAGGAGGGAUAGACUGACCUGGUUGACCAAAUUGACUGAAGGGAGACUUCGGGAUAAGCUGGAAUAUGACACGAUGGAAUUGUUCAAACCGAGCUGGACUGCUCGAGAAGCGAGGAGAACGCUGUCCUUAAAACGACCAUUAGGAGCUCCUCCCAAUCUUUUGGAACAUGUUGCUCCUCAAAGAAAUAAGCAAGGUUGUCGACCAAUUGGACGCAGCUUGGUGGAAGAGGAAGAUUUGCAAUUUGUCCAGAAUAAGUUGGCGAGUGCUCCGAGGACUUCAGGAUAUUUAGAGUAUGUCUUCGGCUACCGAAAACCACCCCCUGAAGACGCAGAUUUGAAAAAUUUCGAGUUUAAAGUCGACCCAAAGGCGGCUAAAGAGGCAGGCCAAGUUGUCAAAGAUGUUCCGACGGGGUGUAGAAAAGCUUUUCUGUAUUUAGGAGGAUGGUUUUUUGCGUUUCAAUUGUGGCUGGCGUCCAUGUACGAAUUAAUCUUUCCGUCUUUCGAAAGAGUGACCGAGUCGCAGUUGCCGGAAAUAUCGUUAACCAUGCCAAGUCCGGAACACAGCACGACAGACUUUCAUUCCUUUUGCACUCAGAAACAAGUCUUUGACAAGGAGACCGAUUUGGAUAAAGCGCGUCGAAGGGCUUCAGCAUACAUUCAAUUGUCAAGGAGGGCGAGAAAACCAGAAAUUGAUUUGGAAGAUUUUGAAGAAUUUUUAGUCCCAUCAGAAGCAUUUGUGGGGGAAAUGACGAAGCAAAGAAAGGAAAGAAAUUCAGGAGAAGAUAAAGAAAGCAAGUUGGGGAAUAACAGUCCCCCGAAAAAAUAA